Molecule: messenger RNA, 2571 nt
Organism: Sphaerodactylus townsendi
Lineage: Eukaryota; Metazoa; Chordata; Lepidosauria; Squamata; Sphaerodactylidae
Gene: CA7
Product: carbonic anhydrase 7
Exons: 7
Coding region: 22-816 (264 amino acids)
Biological process (GO): regulation of intracellular pH
Cellular component (GO): cytoplasm
Molecular function (GO): carbonate dehydratase activity; zinc ion binding
Source: RefSeq, a predicted model, not a curated record
GAGAAAGAAGGAGGCUGCAUCAUGACCAGUCAUAAGUGCUGGGGAUACGGGCAGAAGGACGGACCCGCUCAGUGGCACACGGUCUACCCCAUUGCCCAAGGAAACCGUCAAUCCCCAAUUGACAUAGAUUCAAAGCAAGCCAUUUUCGACCCCUGUUUGAAGCCUUUCCGGGUUUCGUAUGAAUUGUGUGCAUCUCUUGAGCUCUCCAACAAUGGACACUCGGUCACGGUGGACUUUAAGGAUGUUGAUGACAAGGCAGUGGUAAGCGGAGGGCCACUGGAAGAUCCUUACAGACUAAAACAGUUCCAUUUUCACUGGGGGAAAAACCGUGGUUGCGGAUCAGAGCACACCAUUGAUGGCAAGCCUUUUCCUUGUGAGCUCCACUUAGUUCACUGGAACGCCAGGAAAUAUGGAACCUUUGGAGAGGCAGCGGAGGCUCCAGAUGGCCUAGCCGUGGUUGGCAUCUUCUUAGAGAUUGGGAAAGAACAUGCUGGUAUAAACAGAAUAACAGAUGCCUUGUACAUGGUCAAAUACAAAGGAACAAAGGCUAAGUUUAAGUGCUUCAACCCGAGAAGUCUCCUGCCCUCUUGUCUAGAUUACUGGACAUAUCCUGGAUCUUUGACAACCCCUCCCCUUAAUGAGAGUGUGACUUGGAUAGUCCUGAAGGAUGCCAUUAGGAUAUCUGAAAAACAGAUGGGGAAAUUCCGAACCCUCCUCUUUACCACUGAGGAAGAUGAAAGGAUCCACAUGGUGAAUAACUUUCGCCCCCCGCAGCCUCUCAAGGGAAGAGUCGUACGUGCAUCUUUCAAGGUUUAAAUUAUCGCAAGUGAACUUCAAACAAUCCAAAGUGCUUCAGUAUCUGCAAGAACUGGAUAAUUGGGCCUCAGAUUAGAUCUCCAGAUCAAAAGGGACCAUGGGGCAUUAAAAGCAUUUGAUCCAAGCACAGAUUAAAUUAGGAUAGCGGUUAAAACCCUUAUGGCAGAUACGUGCUCAUUCUAACCCACGUUUCCUCUCAGGAAGUCAUUUGGCUUCCAGAGAACUUCAGCUUUUAUUUCCUAAAGGAACAUUUCUAGCCUUCCUGGUGACAGAAGGAAGCUUUUUUUAAAAAAAUAUAGGUACUGUUGAGGUCUCAGAAACUCAACAAAAGCUUCAACAGGGUCUCUAGAAGCCACAACAAGAGGUUUGGGUCAACGACCACCUCCGCCAAUGCUUUCCAUUCUCUUGACAGAAGUUCUUAAUCUGAACUCUGAGAUAAACCAGAUAUGGUUGUUGAAACAAAUGGUGCAAGCCCAGCAUGUCAAACUGCAGCUGGCAAGAUUCCUAUUGCCUGAAAACAAGCACAUUUACUUGGAAAUCUUGUCCCAGUCUGUUCAGUGGGGUGUAUUCCUAGAGAAAUGUGCAUAGAACUGUGACCAGUUGGUUUGCAGUUCAGGCCUACACCCGGUUACUUAUGGAUUUAGAAGGGCGUAACUCUGUUUAGGAUUGUCCUGCUGGAUAACUGGGUGUUGCCAAUGGUAGCAGUUUUAUUGGUCUCACAGUAUAAGGGCCGGCAGAUUCAGACAUGGAAAGGGGAGAUCGACCCACAUGCUAUUGCAAAGGCAUAGCAUAAGAAGAGCCAUUCUGGAUGAGAGCAAAGGCCAGUCUAGACCAGCACUGUGUUCACACACCGGCUGAUCAGCUGCUUCCAGGAGUCCCACAAGUGAAUCAACUGCAACAGCAUUCUCCUGCCUGGCUCCCCAGCAACUGAUAUAAGGAGGUAUACUACCUCUGGAGGCAUUAGAUAUCCAUUAGUAGUAGUAGUCAUUGAUAACCCCAUUCUCCAAUUCUUUGUCCACUCUUUUUUAAGUUGGCGUCCGUAACUAUAUACUGUGCAGUGAGUUCCUCAGUUUAUCUAUAUGCUAUGUGAAGAAAUACUUCCUUUUGUCUGUCCUAAAUCUGUCCCAUCAGUUUCAGUGGAUGACUCCAAGUUCUACUGUUAACAGCAUCAGCCUCCAGGACCCAUUUACACUGGUGUAAUCCUCUGGCAAGAACACUAUGAACUGCAAUAAAGAAUCAUCUAGAAUAAAGACCAGUGAAUAGUAGAAAGUAAUUUGGGAAGCCAGAAUGAAAAGCCCUGCAGUUUUCCUAAUGAAAGUGAAUGGUUCAAGGUAUAUUUUUACAAUCUUGUGCAUUUAAUACCUAUACCUUGGUCAUUGCUGUAGCUAUAAAAGGAAAGAAUGUUUUACUUGAUCCAAGUUACUGUGUGGUUUGCUGCCCUUGACUGAGCUCCAUUGCUCUAAGAAAUGCAUAUCCUUGUUUGAGCUGACACUCUUAAAAAUUGCUUCUUGGUGAUUUAAACUUAUUAUAAAAUUGACUUUGAAUCUUUUGAGGAGAGCACCCUACAACUUGUAUCUACACUGGCUGAGCUUCCUCUAAGUCUACACAAUUGAUGGGAUAAUACCAUUCCAUCCUUGCCUUCCUUUUCGCAGAAGAAAUGAGAAAUGGCAUUGGAACAGUAUUGGAUGGUGUAUUGGUUAAGAGCAAGUGGGUUCUAAACUGGAGAACUGGAUUUGAUUCCCCACUCCUCUACCU